AGAGCCAGUCAGAGCGAUGAAGCUCACAAUCUUUUAUUUUUUUUCCAUCCUGACAUGGGUGCAUUUCACCCACUGUCAGGAUUUCACAGCUGAUCUCAUGACGAAAUUGGAUCUGCUUAGGACUGCCACAUUGAAAGGAUUUGAAGACCUUCAGCAGAAGCAGAACGACAUACUAGCGAAGCUCUCAGAAUAUGAGGAACUUCUGCAGGAAAUCCCAGAACUUCAUCGUGACCUGGAACUCGUGAAAGGUGCAGUGAACAGCAACCAGGACUCCUUGCAAAAUUUCCAUCAUGAACUGGAACACGUGAAAGGUGCAGUGAACAGCAACCAGGACUCCUUGCAAAGGAUCCAUCUGGAAACCAAAGGCUGCCUCGGAAGGGAGGACUUGGAACACUUCAAGAACAUAUCAUCAGCAGGACAACAAGAGCUGGAAUCAUCGCUUCGCCAGGGAAUAUCUGGAGUCAUCUCUUUAUUAGAGACUGGAGGAAUAGAUGAGUGCUCAGAGGGAAGCCACAACUGCACUGAUUAUGAGACUUGCAAUGACAAACUCUUCAACUACAGGUGUUCCUGUCUGCCUGGAUUUGCACGGGAUGGUUCGCGCUGUGAAGACGUCGACGAGUGUGCCCAAGGGAAGGACGAGUGCAGCCCCCUGGCAACAUGCAGGAACAAUGUUGGGAGCUACGGCUGCUCUUGCAACCCACCUUUCGAGGGAGAUGGGCGAACCUGUUCCUGCCCUCCUGGAUUUGCACAGAGGGGUUCAAAUUGUGAAGACGUGCACAAGUGCCGUACCCAAGUGAGGGCUGAGUGCGAAUAUCCGGCCGAGGUCCUCAAGGGUCUGGGAUGCGUAAAGCUUGUGACGGAAUGGGAGACCUUUGAGGAGAUGAACGCCACCUGCCACGAGGCAGGUGGCCGUCUCCUACAGGACCUUACACAAGGAGGUAUACAGGAACUUCAUCGGGCUUUUGUUUAUAUAGAAUGGAAUUGGAUAGGAGUGCAAGAAGGGAAAUGGCUGGAUAGCGGACUCCCUCUACAAAAGGAGUUUCGGGCGGAAGGUUCCUGGGGAUCAAACCCUUCCAGGAGGGGCCUGUGUGGCCUCAUUUUUUGGGAUCGUUCUUCUUCUUUGUUCAAAGUGGGUGAAGCUGAUUGCUCAGAUAAGAGAUGGGGUUACUGCCAGUUUGUAAGCCCACAGAAGUAGUCAGUCAACAUGAGGCUGAUUUCUGUGGGAGGAGGAGGCAGAAUAAUAAUAAUAAUUAUAAUAAUAAUCCUGAAUCAAUAAUCCUUCCUUCUCUUCUUUGACGACAAGUGUUUUAUGAUGAUUUCAUUUCUCGUGAAGAUUGUAGUCUGUAGGAGGAGGAGGACUCUUCCUUCCUCUCAGAGGAAGAGGAAGAGACCUAUUUUGUUAUUAGGUCCAUAUUAUUAUAUGUUAUAAAAUAUUCAUUCAUUUAGAAUCUUGAAGUCUUCCUUCUGACUUAAUAUUGACUCUGUUGCUUUUCACUGAUGCUGUUCUUCUGUGCAAACCUCCUCUGAGGAUAUAUUAAUAAUGAUAAUAAUAAUAAUAUAUUUUGUGCUUUGCAAAAGUUAGUUCAUAUAUAGAUGACCAUAACUUUUAUUAUACACUUUGGGAUUAUUAUGGGAAAUGUUUGGCAUAACACAGAAUUGUUAUUAUUCUCUUCAAUGUGACAUUUCAACAAUAUAGUACUACGCAUGUUCAUUCAGCAGCACUUGUUCUUUUAUUGAAA
Molecule: messenger RNA, 1739 nt
Organism: Macrobrachium nipponense
Lineage: Eukaryota; Metazoa; Arthropoda; Malacostraca; Decapoda; Palaemonidae
Product: protein kinase C-binding protein NELL1-like
Exons: 13
Coding region: 17-1195 (392 amino acids)
Molecular function (GO): calcium ion binding
Source: RefSeq, a predicted model, not a curated record